AUGACUUCUAUACCACACGAAGAUAAUAAGUAAGUUGACUCUUUAUAAAAUCAAUGAUAAUUUUAAUUUUAUUAUUUAACUAACAGUAGGUACUUUGUGUAUUAAUAUUUUUUUUUUAGUAAUCAAAAUUAUAUUGUAAAUUUAUUUGAUAUUGAUGAUUGUUUUGAUCGUACUGAUAUAAAUAAUUACCAAAACAAUCAGAAUACUACUACAAAUGAUCCUCCAAGGUAAGAUAUAUUCGUAUGUUACCUAAUUUAAUAUUAAUAAUAUAUUGGUUACUAGAUAACAGAGCUUAGGAAAGCAAUUGACUGGUAUGCAAAAGAUUCAAAGUCUAUUCCCACAAACUUUUGAUCUAUUACAGUCGUUUUAGCAAAAAAAAAAAAAAUUUAUUUUGAAGCUCCAAAAAGUGUUAACUAAAAAAACAUACCCAUUGCAAAAUCUCCCUUCGGUAUUAUCUGUAUUAUCUCCAUAAUACAGAUAACCAAAUUAUGUUUUGUUUAUAUUACUUACAGUACUCAUAAGGAUCCUACUAGAUACAAAUAUUUUUAUUUCAAUUCAUUUUUUUAUAUUUUGAUAAAAAACUUAUAAGUUAAAUCAUUUUAUAUUGAAUUAUUUAAACAAAUUUAAAGAUAGCCAUUUUAUAGAAUUUAUUCUUUUGAAAAUGUUGAUGUAUCAAUUUUUAUUUUCAUUAAAUUCGUGAUUUUUAAUAUUUUUUUAAAGUUUAAAGUAAAAGUAUGUAAAGUCAUUAGCCAUGUAGCCAUGAUAACAAUAAUCAAUUAGUGAAUGUGAUUACACCCUGCUGCAUAGUAAUAGGUACUUUUCUUGGAACUUUAAAAAUUAUUAAAAAUCACGAAUUUAAUGAAAAUAGAAAUUAAUGCAUCAAUAUUUUCAAAAGAAUAAAUUCUUCAAAAUUAUUAUCUUCAAAUUUUUCAAAAUAAUAUAGUAAACAAUUAAUUUUUUAGUUGUUUGUCAAAACAUAAAAAUUUAAUUCAAAUAUAAAUAUUUGUAGUCCUUAUUCUUGCUAGUAAUAUACUUAUAUAUUUAUAUAUAAAAAAAAAAACAGAAUUUGAUUAACUUUAUUAUCUAAAAAGAUAAUGCAAUGAGUGUAUCUUCAUGGGACAAAUCCCAGUUAUAAAUUAAUACUUAUUUUAAAAAUAAUAGUGAAUGUGUAGGCUAAUUGAAAAAUAUUAGUGUGUAUUAUUAUUAUUGAAUUGAUUAGCUUUAAUGACAAGUAUUAUUUGAAAUAUUAUUUAAAUUUUUUUUUGUGCUAAAAUUUUUUAAUUUUGUAAAUUUCUUUCAUUUAUAAUCCUAGGGUUUUUUAUAAUUAUCUGGUGUAUUGAUUUAAUUUCUUUUGUUUUUAUUAUUGACAACAUUUAGUUUGUAUAUGUUUUAUUAGUGUAUCAUAUAUAAUAAUUAGAAACCCAAAUAUCAAAUAUAUAGAGGGAAAUAGAUUACCAAUACAAUUAUACCUACACCAUUAGGUUUUUUGGUUCAACAGUAUUAAAUUAGAAAUCCAAAACAGUAAAUUAGAGAAUUGAGAUAAAUAUAUAUAUAAAGAACUAUUCUAAAUCAUUGAACAUGUUAUCAUCCACCAAAGUCAAGCUAUUUGAAGGAAUUAAUUAUUGAUGGUAUUUUAAACUUAAAAAUUUGAAUAAUAAUAAAAUUAGUAGGGAAUAUCUGUUGUUCACUAGUAAGUGAUUUUUAAUUGUAACAAUAUACCCAAUAAUUUGGUGCCUAUGUAUUUUUUUCCACUUAAAUUAAAAUGUAUAAUUCUUACACGUCCAUUUUUAUUAUAUAUUAAUUUAUAUAAAAAUCUUAUAAGGUACUUAAUAUUUAUUUUUUAGCUGUACAAAUGAUACUCAAUCAUAUUCUGAAAUUUCCGCUGCUCCUUAUGGUAGCUUGGACCUCUUUGCUAAUGAUGUGAAACUACCAGAUGAAGAAAUAAUUUACAUUAUUUCUAAAAAUGCUAAUUUAAUUAGAUGUGAAAUAUGUGACAUCCAUUGUUCCAAUACAUUUGAUUUGGCCAAACAUCAACGUAUGCACACAAAAACUUUUAACUGUCAUCUGUGUAAUGACCGUUUUUCCAACACUUAUGGACUAAAACGUCAUUUGCUACGUUCACAUCGAAGAGAAAGACAUCAUCAGUGCUUGGAGUGUGGCAAAGCCUUUCAUCAGCUUGGUCAUUUAAUAGCUCACACAAGAGUACACACUGGUGAAAAGCCCUAUGUAUGUACUGUUUGUCAGAAAACAUUUGCACAUUAUGCUAAUCUUAUAACUCAUCGUAAAAUCCAUAGUCAAGAACGGUCAUAUGAGUGUGAGAUAUGUACUAGACAAUUUAUGCGUGCGUCCAAUCUUAUCGAACACAGGAAAAUUCAUGGUGGUAAUAAACCAUAUGGCUGUGAUAUGUGUGAGAACAGAUACAAGAGAAAUUCUCAUUUGAUUGAACACAGACGAAUUCAUACUGGUGAAAGACCAUAUAAAUGUGAUUUUUGUGAGGAGACAUUUACAAGAUGUUCAGGUUUAAACAAACAUAAAAAAAGGUAUCAUCAAAAUAUAAAUGAUUCAGCUCCUAUUCAACAAAAUUUACUUAUAAAUUAA
Molecule: messenger RNA, 2598 nt
Organism: Cinara cedri
Lineage: Eukaryota; Metazoa; Arthropoda; Insecta; Hemiptera; Aphididae
Source: the annotation of a GenBank genome assembly